Messenger RNA from Seminavis robusta, 811 nucleotides. Lineage: Eukaryota; Bacillariophyta; Bacillariophyceae; Naviculales; Naviculaceae. The record is from the annotation of a GenBank genome assembly.
UUGGGGUGAUCAAACCUGUGCAGAAUGGUUUUUCGUUUUCCACAGUUAGCUAACCAGACACGAACCCACUUGCUAUCCGGGCUCUUUCAAAGGUUGCCUCUCUCCAGAAGUUCACAAAACCACUCGAGCAAAAACCAAAAACACUCUCACAAAAACAAUCACCCAACAACCUAACUAAACUAUCAAAAUGAGGAAGACUGUUUCAUUCGGCACUGAAUCUGAGGUUCCCCUCCCCCGCGUCUCUGUUGACAACGAAACUCUCUGGUACAGCAAGACCGAGUUGAUUCAGCAAAAGCAAGAAGGAAAACGCCUUGCGAAAGAACACAAGGGAGAAGAGGAAUCAGAUGACGGCAUGGACGACAGCUUUCGAGGACUUGAGCAAUUCCAAGACGACGAUUCUGAACAAGGCAGGAGACACCGCCAUCACUUUGUCCAGUCCUUGCUUGCCUUGCAAAGUGAAAUGAAGGAAAUGAACGUCAACGACCCACAGGGCAUCCAAGCCUUUGCCAGGGCCCACAGCUCCCAGGACUGUAAGGAAGCCCGCCGAAGGGGCAAGAGCGAUGCUGCCAUCGUUGGGAACAAGGGCAGCAGCUCCAAGAAACUGGGUUUGAGGAGCAUCUCCCCCCAACGAGUUGGAGCCACCUGCGCCUAGACACGAAACGAAGUGCGAUGUAUUGGCACCUCCGCCUCCAUUUCCAGCCGUCAUUUUCAGAAUUCAUUAGGGAGAAUCGAAUCCAUUCAGCUUAUACUCCAUGCUACUCAUGUAAAACUAACCAAUAGAACUUAUUAGAGAACAGCACAUUAUUUCCUC